This is a messenger RNA of Penicilliopsis zonata CBS 506.65, 1538 nucleotides long. RefSeq lists its product as hypothetical. The transcript has 3 exons. Lineage: Eukaryota; Fungi; Ascomycota; Eurotiomycetes; Eurotiales; Aspergillaceae. The record is from RefSeq and is a predicted model, not a curated record. Bases 131 to 1333 code for a protein of 400 amino acids.
CGCCUGCCAGCUCUGCUAUCUUCAUCCUCUGUCCGUCAGCACUCUCUUGCCUUUUCAUCUGCUGCCAGAUGCCAGUUCUCUCUACACAUUUACCUCAUCAGUUCUUUAACCCUCCCUUACGAGCACGAAAAUGAGUCUUGAAGACGCCGACUUCCGCGAGCGGGUGGCUCUGAUAGAGCAACUCCAGGAGCUCGUCAACACGAAGCGUGAUUUUGCGGUUGAAAUCGACCCCCAAUGCUGGGCUCCGAUGUGGUUCGCCGAUCUCGAAGUUCUCCGUGAAGUCAUCGCCUUGCCUCUACUAGCAGCGAAUACCUGGGUUGAGACGCCCGGCUUUGAUUUCGCCAAGUUCUGGACCAACCGUAAGCGCGUCAAAGGGAUUCCUACCAGCGGAGCCUCAACCCCAGCCAAGCGCCGGAUAUCUGGAGAAGUCGUCGAUGAGGAGAGUAGCCAGAAACGGUCCCAGGAGGCCAUCACCAAGUGCCGUGAACGGGAUGAGCAAUCGUGCGUUAUCACCCACGCCGAUGGACCCAUCAGCGCCGCCCACAUUUUCCCAUAUAGUCUUGGAUCGAGCGCCACGGCUUUGGACAAACUCUGGGCUUCCCUCAGGCAUUAUUGGACCGAGGAGCGGGUGGACAAGUGGCGCCAGGCCCUCAGUGAAGACAACGGCACUGAAAAGUGCCAGAACCUUCUCUCACUCUCACCCUCGGCCCAUAAAUACUGGGAUGAGUGCCUCUUCGCACUCAAGCCGCGCGCCCCCGCGCCAGAUGGCAAGAGUAUGGAGGUGGAGUUUCACUGGCUGCCCCUGCGUAAGAAGCAGGAUGUCCCAAAGUGCCUGCUUCUGACUGAGCAGCCGGAGCUCCCAGCUGGCAUGUCACAUACUGCACAACGUGUAAAGCUCUUUGAUUGUGAGACGGACAAGUCAAUCAAAUCUGGUGAUAUCAUCACUCUUCGCACAGAGUCCCCGGAGACACACCCGCUACCCUCAUAUGAACUGCUAAAUCUCCAGUGGUACCUACACCGCAUCGCGGCUCUUCGUGGAGCGGCCGGCAACCAAGAUGACGAUGACGAUGACGAUGACGACGAUGACGAUGACGAGUUUGAAUCAGAGGAGGAGGAGAACGAGGAGGAGCUGCAUGGAUCUUUGAGAGACCUGGGUUGGAUGCUCCCGGCCACCAUCUCGUCCCCCCAACACCGCCUUCGUGAGAACAUUGCGCACGCGCGGCCUACAGCCACCAAUGAUACCGACGAUAAACAGGCCUCAACUGAGCCGCAGACGUUUGAGGACCUUCCUAUCCUCGGAGAACGUUCUGGAAACAUCCGCCGCCAGCGGUGAGAUAUUGGACAGAGGUCUCUGGACUUUCUUCCGGUUCGCUUGUUUACUUUUCUACUCAUCGACUGUGCUGCCGCUUCUGUUGUUUCUGUGACUUCCUAUUGUCAACCGAAAUUCCCUUUGCGAUUCUAGAAAUGUUUACUGUGGCCGAAUCAACUGUCUCCUAUCAAUUAUCAAGGCCUGACAAAUAUUAGAUUAUCACACCAUG